ACUCAUUCAUCUCUCUGUCAAAAUAACUGCAUUUAUUUCAGUACCCUUUAAAGCUAUUGUUUUUGUCACAAAAAAAAAGAAAAAAAUAGCAGAGCAUUGAUACCCUUAUCAUUAAUGGCAUACUCUAUAACCCCAUUCUUGAUUGUUCUUUUAUCCAUCUUUAUGGCAAUUUCAUCAUCACUAGCCAACCUGCCAGCUUCUACUAUUUCUGCUGCACCUGCAUUGCUACCUGAUCCUAUUUCUCCUUCAUCUCCACCACCAGCACUCUCUCCAGAUAUUACUCCUCUAUUUCCUUCACCUGCUGGCUCUGAGCUUUCUCCAACUGAAUCAUCAGUUCCCAUCAUACCCUCAAGUCCUAGCCCACCUAACCCUGAUGUAGUGGCAGCUCCAGGCCCUGAUAUGGCAUUUCCGCCAUCUGGGCUGUUACCGGAUUCUUCUUCACUCAGGUUGAAUCUGCCAGGUUUCUUGAUUCCAAUGUUGGUUUCUUGUUUGGUGGCAUUUGGUUUAAUGUAGCUGUCUGGUUAGUUUAUCUCUGGCGAUUAGGUAUGAUGGGUUUGGUUAAUUGACAGUUCCACAUUGUUGCAUUGUGAUUUUGUGUAGAUUAUGAAUAAAGUAGUUGCGUUCAUGUUCAGUAGUGUGUAUCUUUUGUUGUGGGAAUUGCUCCUUGAGAUAGUACCUUAAUAAUGCCUUCAGAUAUCUGUGCUUCU
Sesamum indicum (sesame) is the source of this 707-nucleotide messenger RNA. The record is from RefSeq and is a predicted model, not a curated record. NCBI's taxonomy places the organism in Eukaryota, Viridiplantae, Streptophyta, Magnoliopsida, Lamiales, Pedaliaceae.